GCGACGCGCGAGGCACCUUGGCAGCAUGGCGUCGGUGGCGCUCAGCGAGGCGGAGAAGGUGUACAUCGUCCAUGGCGUCCAGGAAGACCUCCGUGUGGAUGGCCGUGGCUGCGAGGACUACCGGUGUGUUGAAGUGGAGACCGACGUGGUGUCCAACACCAGUGGGUCUGCCAGGGUCAAACUGGGCCACACAGACAUCUUGGUGGGAGUGAAAGCAGAAAUGGGGACGCCGAAACUGGAGAAGCCAAAUGAAGGCUACUUGGAGUUCUUUGUCGACUGUUCAGCCAAUGCUACCCCUGAAUUUGAAGGUCGAGGAGGUGAUGAGCUCGGCACAGAGAUUGCUAACACACUGUACCGGAUAUUUAGCAAUAAGAGCAGCAUCGACCUGAAGUCCCUCUGCAUCCAUCCUCGUGAGCACUGCUGGGUUCUCUAUGUAGACGUGCUGCUGCUGGAAUGUGGCGGAAAUUUGUUUGAUGCCAUCUCCAUUGCUGUAAAGGCUGCUCUCUUCAAUACAAGGAUACCAAGAGUUCGUGUUCUGGAGGAUGAGGAGGGGUCAAAGGACAUCGAGCUGUCUGAUGACCCUUAUGACUGCAUCCGGCUGAGUGUGGAGCAUGUCCCCUGCAUCGUCACUCUGUGUAAGAUUGGCUGUCGGCACGUGGUGGAUGCUACUCUCCAGGAAGAGGCCUGCUCCUUGGCCAGCUUGCUGGUAUCUGUGACCAGCAAAGGGGUCAUGACAUGCAUGAGGAAAGUGGGGAAAGGCAGCCUGGAUCCAGAGAGUAUCUUCGAGAUGAUGGAGACUGGCAAGCGAGUGGGCAAGGUGCUGCACACCUCCCUGCAGAGUAUCCUGCAUAAGGAAGAGAGCCUCGGGCCCAAGAGACAGAAAGUCGGAUUCCUGGGAUGACUGGCUCAUCACCCCCAGCUGUGGAGUGUUGGUUGUUUUUUUUUGUUUUUUUUUUUGUUUUUUUUUUUACUUUCAAGUCAAGCUGAAGUUUGUAUAUAUUUUAAGAAUUUGAAGUAACAUUUGUACAUGUAAAAUUAAAGUCUAUUUUCUCAUCUGGUUUGGAUGGCUAGAAUUCUUCAACUCUUAAGCCAGGAUGCCAGUUGGUGACGCCUUGAAGGUUUGGUCUUUCCCUAGUGGAAGGCAUCCAAGCCCAGUGACGUGUUCCAAGGGAGAGGGCUCUGGGCAAGGGCCUCCCCAAGGGAGGCCUUUAUCUCCUGCUGCAGAAAUUCAAAACCAACGAGAAGGCUGCCACAGGAAAGACCAGGAAGGGCAGGGGAAAGGACCUGGUGGAAAGCGUCUAAAGGAAAUGUUCAUGACAUGUAUUUUGUGAAUUGCUCCCCCUCCCCCUGCCACCCCUCCCAGCCCAGGGUUUUCAGAAUCACCAUAAGGUUCAUUCACUUGUGUAUUUGUGUGUUCUGGGGAAAGAGGAAGCCAGGGCGCACUCUGCCAGGAGCCUGCCAGGCCUUGGGAAGUGCAGUUCUUCCCGCCCUCUGAGAGCAGGCAGCCUCCCUCGGGUGGGGGCUUAGCAGCCACUUUGGUGCUUAACCAACCUUAUCACUCAUGUUUUAAAAUUGCUUUGUGCUCUAUGACCACUCCCUGGAGUUUCGUAAGAUUUUCUUUUUCAGCAGCAUUAAGAAGACUGUUUCUGAGAUGCUAUCAUGUGAUUAUUAAUCUGCCUUCAUGCUCUGGGGACAGUCAGGAAGCCAUUCUCAACAGCUCUGGGGGCGCUUCCUGUAACUGUUUCUACUCACGGUGCAGUAUGUGCAGCGAAGGCUGUUCAUGAUUGAACAGUUUGUGUUUUUCUUUUCCAGGGGAACUGAGACUCCCCAGUCAGUUUUUUAAGAGCCCUGGUGUGGGAACUGAAUCAGGAGGGAGACGAUUUCAGCCAUGGCAUUUGCUGUCUGCAUUUCAGUUAGACAAAUAGGGUAAGGAGUUAGGAAUUUAUUGCCUGAUGGAAAGAACAUACUGUGAGCUGAAGCCCUAGCAGACUGGUUCCAGAGGUCCUGGCGUGGGCACCUCUUCCUGGCAUGGCCAGGUCUGACCCUGUGGAGAGAAGUAGCUGCCCAGAUUUGCUCUCGGAACUUCUGUCCCAUCGAGAGUACAGCAUGGGUUUUCAUGUUGUAUAUUUUCCAGUGACUGUCCGUACCAGCGCCAUGGUGGUGUUCCCAGCAAGGCAGUCAUCCGCCUGUCCUCUUCUCCCUUGCUCCUGGUUCACUGCUGUGAUGAAACAGUGGCAGUUGGGGUACAGAGAUGCAGCCAGAGUUCGAAUAGUUUAGAAGCCUUCAGUCUUGAUAAUUAAAGCCAUCAGGAAAAUGAGACAGAGGAGGCUCUUCCAGCCCAGCUGUAUGUCAGUUACCUGGCUGGACUGACUGGCUAAGCAGUUAGCGUGAAAAUAAACGGAGAGAUAAAAUAAAGGCAGGAGUGAGGUCUGUGAGUAUCUGUUGCUGUCACCCCAUACCUUUCCUUGAAGGUCACUCCUACCUGUACUAAGUGUACUUUACAAAGAAACAAAACAUCUAGUGAACAAGUUCUCUCCGAGACAGCAUGUAUGGGAAAUAUCUGAUUUGCAGCCCUCAGGAAGAAUAUGAGGAGAGAAAAUUGCAGACAGACUAGCCAAAAGCACUGCCCUGGAGAGACUCACUGCCUUUUGCAGCAGAACCAGUUGUCGGAAGUAGCCAUUCAAUAAAAAUCAGGAUGAAGAACAUCAGAGUCGAUCAAAAGGCAAAUAAGAACUUGGGGCUGGGGAAAGUAAGGGAAGAACUCAUAUAGCUCACUGGCAAAACCCUCCAUUUAAAAAAUGGGGAGGCCUAAUGCACAUUUUUUCCAAAGAAGAUAUAAGUAAGGCCGAUGGAUCCAUGAAAGUUGCUCAACAGCACUAAUCAUUAGGAAGAUGCGAAUUAAAAUCAUGACUAUGUGAAAGGCUGUUAUGUAGAGAACAAGAAUCAGCAUAGGAUGGCACUGACCAGGAGAAAAGGGAGCCCCCAUGUGGGAUUGUCAGUGGUCACCAUUAUAGAUCACAGUCCUCAAAAUUGAACAUAGCACUACCCUAUGAUCCAGAAAGCCCAGUUUCCGUUUAGGAAGACAGCCAAAGGAAGCAAAACCACUAACUUGAAAAAAUGUCUGUGCCCUCAUUGAUGGAUCCUUAGGUUGUUUUCAUAACUUGAUUGUUGUAAAUGAUAAACACAUACACUGGAAUGUUAUUCAACCACCAAAAAAGAAGUCUUACCCUUUGUAAAACAAUAAUGGACUUGGGGGGCAUUAUACUUAGCAGCACUAUGAAGCUAUUAGCAGCCACUGCAGCACAAGUUCAAUUCCCAGCCAGGGAGGU
This is a messenger RNA of Condylura cristata (star-nosed mole), 3329 nucleotides long. It is a transcript of the gene EXOSC7, whose product is annotated as exosome component 7. The transcript has 8 exons. Lineage: Eukaryota; Metazoa; Chordata; Mammalia; Eulipotyphla; Talpidae. Bases 26 to 901 code for a protein of 291 amino acids. Gene Ontology annotation, cellular component: cytoplasmic exosome (RNase complex); nuclear exosome (RNase complex). The record is from RefSeq and is a predicted model, not a curated record. Gene Ontology annotation, biological process: U4 snRNA 3'-end processing; nuclear polyadenylation-dependent rRNA catabolic process; U1 snRNA 3'-end processing.